Messenger RNA from Osmerus eperlanus (European smelt), 1729 nucleotides. It is a transcript of the gene adsl, whose product is annotated as adenylosuccinate lyase. Gene Ontology annotation, biological process: 'de novo' AMP biosynthetic process. The record is from RefSeq and is a predicted model, not a curated record. Bases 153 to 1601 code for a protein of 482 amino acids. NCBI's taxonomy places the organism in Eukaryota, Metazoa, Chordata, Actinopteri, Osmeriformes, Osmeridae. The transcript is spliced from 13 exons. Gene Ontology annotation, molecular function: (S)-2-(5-amino-1-(5-phospho-D-ribosyl)imidazole-4-carboxamido) succinate lyase (fumarate-forming) activity; N6-(1,2-dicarboxyethyl)AMP AMP-lyase (fumarate-forming) activity. Gene Ontology annotation, cellular component: cytosol.
GUAUGUCGACUGUCGUAAAAGUAAGUGGUGCAGUGAUGGACAGCAGCGCUCAGGCUCUACAAUCUAUGGGUUCCGGACACAGCGGACUGUCACAGUGCAGAGUCGACAAGAUUUAGGAAGAAAUAACUAGCUACCCAGACAUUCUGAACAACAUGGACGGCUCUGGAGACGAGUUUAUGAUGUACCGUUCACCGCUGGUGUCACGGUAUGCCAGCAAAGAAAUGGCCUACAACUUCAGUGACAGAAAGAAAUUCACGACCUGGAGGAAGCUUUGGAUCUACCUGGCCAAAGCUGAAAAGGCCCUGGGCCUGCCCAUCACCGAUGCCCAGGUGGCAGAGAUGGAGAGCCACAGGGAGGACAUCGACUUCGCCAUGGCGGCGGAUGAGGAGCGCAAGCUGAGGCAUGAUGUCAUGGCCCACGUGCACACAUUCGCCCACUGCUGCCCCUCCGCCGCACCCAUCAUCCACCUGGGCGCCACCUCCUGCUAUGUUGGGGACAACACGGAUUUGAUCAUGCUGCGUGAUGGCUUUGACAUUCUGCUGCCCAAGCUGGCCCGUGUGGCAGACAGGCUGGUGAACUUUGCUGAGAAGUAUGCUGACCUCCCAACUCUGGGCUUCACACACUACCAACCAGCGCAGUUAACCACGGUGGGCAAGCGGGCGUGUCUGUGGCUCCAGGAUCUGGCCAUGGACAUGAGGAACCUUCAGCGUGCCCGCGACGACCUGCGUUUCCGGGGGGUCAAAGGAACCACAGGCACACAGGCUAGCUUCCUGCAGCUCUUCCAGGGGGACCAUGAGAAGGUGGAGGAGCUGGACAGGAUGGUCACAGAGAUGGCCGGCUUCAAAAAAGCCUACCUAGUUACGGGGCAGACGUACAGCCGGAAGGUGGACGUUGACUCUCUGGCCUGCCUGGCCAGCCUGGGGGCCUCAGUCCACAAGAUCUGCACCGACAUCCGCCUGCUGGCUAACCUGAAGGAGAUAGAGGAGCCCUUUGAGAAAGAGCAGAUUGGGUCCAGUGCCAUGCCUUACAAGAGGAACCCGAUGCGGGCGGAGCGCUGCUGUAGUCUGGCUCGCCACCUGAUGGCGCUGAUCUCUGACCCCCUGCAGACUGCUGCCGUCCAGUGGCUGGAGAGGACAUUGGACGACAGUGCCAACAGGAGGAUCUCUCUCCCUGAGUCCUUCCUGACCGCUGACAUCAUCCUCAGCACUCUGCAGAACAUCACAGAGGGCCUGGUGGUUUACCCCAAGGUGAUCGAGAGACACAUCCGUCAUGAGCUUCCCUUCAUGGCUACAGAGAACCUCAUCAUGGCCAUGGUGAAAGCUGGAGGCAACAGACAGGACUGCCAUGAGAAGAUCCGGGUUCUGUCACAGCAGGCGGCUGCUGUGGUCAAGCAGGAGGGCGGGGACAACGACCUCCUGGCCAGGGUCCAGGCCGACCCCUACUUCACCCCCAUCCUGGCCCAGCUGGACUCCCUCCUGGACCCCACCACCUUCAUCGGCCGUGCCCCACAGCAGGUGAGACACUUCCUGGACGAGGAGGUCCGUCCCCUGCUGGGGCCCUACAGGGCCAAGAUGGACGUCCAGAUAGAGCUGGAGCUCUGAGCCACGCCCACUCAGAGACACUCCUCGUGUGAUUGCUCUGUUAGACGCCCACACAGAUGACUGCGUUAGUGUCAUGUUCUCAGUCACACCCUAGUGAUUAGUGGCACAUGGUAAAAACUGUCCUUUUA